Gasterosteus aculeatus aculeatus (three-spined stickleback) is the source of this 2163-nucleotide messenger RNA. RefSeq names its product carbonic anhydrase XII (gene ca12). Lineage: Eukaryota; Metazoa; Chordata; Actinopteri; Perciformes; Gasterosteidae. The record is from RefSeq and is a predicted model, not a curated record. Gene Ontology annotation, cellular component: plasma membrane. Gene Ontology annotation, molecular function: zinc ion binding; carbonate dehydratase activity.
CUCACAACCGCCUCCUUAUUUUUAUCCUGCAGCUUCCCAGAAUCAGCGGGUGCCACAUCUCAGCGUUCCCAGCAUCUUCCGUCCAGCCCGAAAUGAUGGGCGUCGCUUGGAUGUGGUGUCGGUGCAGCUGCCACUCUCCGGUGACCCGAUGACUCUGGAGGCUGGUUCUGUUGUUGCUAUGACGUCGGCGUGCGCUACAAUGGAGCUGGCGACACGAGUGGGUUAUAAAAGCCGGGUGGAAGGCGCUCUGGUGCUCCGAGCUCCUUCCGUGCACCGGCUUGACAUCAGGCUGCCCAUGAGGGAGGGCUGUGCAGGGGGGGGAUCAAGAUGCACUUUCGGAGCUUCACACCCAUCGUGUUGGUAUUGAUGACUUUACUGGCUUUGCUGCACGGAGCCAGAAGGACGUACAGUGGGCCAGAAGGACAACACUACUGGCCAAAGCAAUAUCCAUACUGUGGUGGAGCUUUCCAGUCUCCAAUAGACCUCAAGCCGGGGCUGUUAAGGUUUGACCCGACUUUACGCCCCAUCGAGAUUCAAAACUGCAACCUGUCGCCAAAUGAGCAGCUUACACUGGGAAAUAAUGGACAUUCUGUGCAAAUAUCCCUGCCGUCUGAGAUGCACAUCUCCAGCCUGCCUCACCGUUACUCUGCAGCUCAACUUCAUCUGCACUGGGGCUCCUCCGCUAGAGUUGAAGGCUCUGAACACACGGUGAACAGUAAGCAGUAUGCAGCCGAGAUGCACGUUGUGCACUUUAAUUCAGACAAGUAUGCCACUAUGUCCAUGGCUGUGGACAAAUCUGACGGCCUGGCUGUGCUUGGUGUCCUGAUUGAGGUUGGAGAGUUCAAUCCGGCCUUUGAAAAGUUUUUGAGGUUCAUCAAUGGUAUUAAAUACAAGAAUCAGAAAGUGCAGGUGCCGGGAUUCAACAUCAGGGAACUGCUGCCUGCCCGCUUGGAUGAAUAUUACCGCUACGACGGGUCACUGACGACACCCCCUUGCUAUCCCAGUGUCCUGUGGACGGUGUUCCGAAAUCACGUCACAAUAUCUCGCACGCAGUUUUUGGCCCUGGCAACAUCCCUCUACUCUUCUAAUGUCCAAGACUCUGCCCUUGUGUCUCUGAAUGUAAACUACAGGAGAACACAACCACCCGACAACCGAGUUGUGCUGACUUCUUUCAAGCAGGGCAAUGGACUGCAAGGUUCUCUCACAGUUGCAUCUCCACUGAGGAGGAAGCAAAUUGUUCAGCAGCUGAUGGUCGGUGACUUGGCAGACCUGGCUGACGAAGGGCUCUAUCAGCUCCUACCGAGUGGCUCAGAGAAGGUCCCCAGUAAGAAGAAAGACUUCAAGAACCAGGAGAUUGAGACUCCGGCCAAAUCCAAACAACAAACUCUGAAUUCCCCCCUUUGGAGGAAGAGCCAAACCGACGGCCUUGUGGGAAAGUCGGGGCCGGCUGAAGACACUCUGUGCUUUGUUUCUCUGGAGCAGAGAGUCACCCUUCAGCAAAAACAGAUUCAUGCUGAGGAUCAGCUGGUUCAGGCUCUCAGAGAUGCAGCUUUCCCUGAGCUCAACCUCAAGAGCUACCUGGGCUGUAAGUCGGAUUUAGCCCUCCCCACUAUCAGACACAUUCUCCACGGACGGCCUACAGACGAAGCCAAUGAGUUGGAACACUCACUGAAAAGAGCCUUCGAUAAGAGAAAGACAUCCACAGCAAUCAAGAAAAGUGUGCCAGGAACAAAGUACGGCGGUUUCAACACUGCUACUGUUUCCAGGAAACCACAGAGCCAGGGUCAUCCACAUCCUUGGCUUUUGCCAAUGGAGUGGGAAGACUAGAGAGAUUCCUGACGUAGCGGCCACUCAAAUGAUGUUGCAGUCUUCUGUUGUGGGCUCCGAAAUGAAAGAGUCAUUUACAAGCCCCACUCCGAAGUCAUCAUUAUUUUUUGUUUCCAGCACGAGUACGUAAUGAUAAUGUCAUUUCUAACAGAAAUAGUAGCAUGAGCUUUAACAUCUGUGCGCUAUAUAAUAGUACACAAAAUGUCUGGCAUAGAAUUUGCAUCGGGUUCACCGAGCACAGUUCUUAUAGUAUCACCAUCGUGGAGGUCGAGGUUGUUUAAAAUGAAACAGUUGCUGUACAAGGGGGAUUAUUGGCAAUAAAAGCUUUUUGCGAUA